Molecule: messenger RNA, 534 nt
Organism: Cryptomeria japonica (Japanese cedar)
Lineage: Eukaryota; Viridiplantae; Streptophyta; Pinopsida; Cupressales; Cupressaceae
Exons: 2
Coding region: 1-534 (177 amino acids)
Cellular component (GO): nucleus
Source: RefSeq, a predicted model, not a curated record
AUGCAGUAUAUUCAUUAUGAUUCGCGUGUAGCUUAUAACGUUGAGUGGACAGAAGAGAAUAUAGCUUCUGGAAUAACAAAUCAAACCUCACAAUAUGGUGCGACCAUAACCACGAUCACAGUGCCUGCUGCAAUCACGGCGAUGGUCUCGAUGAUACAAACUCCUCUUGCCUACAGCUUAUAUCAAAAGAUUGAUCUAGCAAAUGUUGAAUGCCUCAAUGAGAAGGUGGAUGGAAGUGGAGUGAAUGUGUUUAAAUCAUGGUCUGAACGUCUAAAUAGGGAAGAAUGUGUUGAAAGUGACUGCGAUGCUGAAUUGAUAUUUAAUAUACCAUUUACAGGUGAUGUAAAACUCAAAGGAAUAGUUAUUAUCAGUGAUGAAGAACUCUCACGAGUGAAACUGUUCAAAAGUAAGAUGAGGAUGUCAUUUGAUGAUGUCUCUGGAGAGGCAGAUCAAGAGUUUGCCGUCAUACAUGACCCCCAAGGAACAGUUGAAUAUCCCAUCAAGCCAACGAAGUUUUUAAUGUCCAUCAUUUGA